AUGUCUACUAUCAACGAAACCGAUUUUACUCAUCAAAUCGCCAUUGAACUGUCACGAGCCUUAAAUUUAUUAAAUCCUAAUGAUCUUUUAGCCCAAAGAGUAAUACAGGUUGCUAAAGUUCAUAAAAAUGUAGGCACUUUCAUUAAAGCCUGUCAAGGUUUUGGAAGAUUUCAAGAAGAAUUUCUGGCUGAUUUAUAUACAAAGAUCAAAAAAUGGGUAAAAGAAGAUUCUAUUGAUUCAAAUUCUCAAAAUACCGAUUCCUCUUCUAUUACUUUAAAUGUUUCUACGGUAAUUGGAGAAGUACUGACUUUGGAUAGCCCUUCAGUUGGUGGCUUAACUCGACCCGGAAAAUUAGCGACUUCCGAAAAUCGUCAUGUAUUCAAAACUCCGGAGCCAAGAACAUCACUUUUAGGAUUAGAUAAGAUUGCCGAAGAAAAGAAACGUUCUGCUGCUGUUAAGGCCUCUAGAAAGGCCCAAGAAGAACCUUCCUACCCAUCAAAACGGAUUAAUAUAGGAUUAUCAUCAGAUUGGGAUGCAGAGGAUUCUUCGGAGAAUGAUUCAGGGUUGAACAACAGCAAAUUAAACGGGUCAUCAUCAAAUAAAAAAUCUUAUCGAAGGGUGACCGAUGGAACAUCACAUAUUUCCGAAGAAUCUCGUGUAAGAUCGGCAGAGCAUAAACAAGAAAGGCAGAGAAAUAGAUGUAUGACCAGAGACUUUUAUAAAAGUUCAGAUGAUAAAGAUUAUGGAGACCAAAGAGAUAAGGAGAGGGAUUAUGAUCAUUCAAGGCGACGCUCUCCUUCAGUAAAAUAUAGACGCGAUGAUUCAAGUAGAAGAUCACCGUCAGUUACAAGUAGAAGAUCACCGUCAGUUACAGGCAGAAGAUCACCGUCAGUUACAGGCAGAAGAUCACCGUCAGUUACAAGUAGAAGAUCACCGUCAGUUACAAGUGGACGAAAUUCACCGUUUCGAUCAUCCAGGAGAGAUGAUUCAAGCAGAAGUUCGUCUUCGCUAAAUUCAUCGAGGAUAAGCAGAAGUGAUUGGGAUUCCACUCCAACAAGGUCAAGCACCCCAAUUUUUUCUGGAGCAGGAUUAACUUCACGAAAAGAUUAUCAAAGAGACUUUCCCACUCCACGACUUGUAUCGUUUGAUUAUGAUGAGAUGGAAUACGCCUAUAAUCAAGACAAUGACGAAAUCAAUAAUGAAGAAAGACAACUUUGGGAGGAACAGCAACGUCUAUUAGAUCGAGAGUGGUAUACUAUCGAAGAAUCAUCCGGUGCUAUGGAUGAUACACAUAAUCCUUUCGCAGAUUAUUCAGACUUCGUACAUAAAAAGGAGGAGGAACUUGCUCAGAGGCAACUUAAAAAAUUAUCAGCUAGGCAAGAACAAUAUAAUAAAGACAAUGAACUCUGGGAAACUAAUCGUAUGUUAACAUCAGGUGUAGUCCAAAGAAGGGAGAUGGAUUUGGAUUUUGAGGAUGAUUCAGAGUCAAGAGUACAUUUAUUAGUACAUGAUGUUAAGCCACCAUUUCUUGACGGUCGUAUGGUAUUCACUAAACAAUUGGAGGCCGUUCAAUCUGUUAAGGAUCCAACGUCAGAUUUAUCUGUGUUCUCAAGAAAAGGUAGUCAGUUAGUAAAAGAAAAGAGAGAACAAUUAGAGCGUCAAAAGGCUGCUAAAGAUGUUACUGAAGUAGCAGGCACAGCUCUUGGCAAUCUGUUAGGUGUCAAAACUUCAACUUCAGAUGAGACUUCAGCAGAAUCCCAAUUUGCAUCUCAUUUAAAAACUUCCGAAGCAGUUAGUGCCUUUUCAAAAUCUAAGACUAUUCGUGAGCAAAGAGAAUAUUUACCUGCUUUUGCAGUUAAAGAUGAAUUGUUAAGAAUAAUAAGAGAUAAUCAAGUUGUCGUCGUCGUCGGUGAAACAGGUUCAGGUAAAACUACCCAAUUAACUCAAUAUCUUCACGAAGAUGGAUAUAGUAAAUAUGGAAUAAUAGGUUGUACACAGCCUCGCCGUGUUGCAGCUAUGUCUGUUGCAAAGCGUUGUAAACUUGGAACUACCGUUGGAUAUGCCAUUCGUUUUGAAGAUUGUACUUCGGAAAACACUGUCAUUAAAUAUAUGACAGAUGGUGUAAUGCUUCGUGAAUCGCUUAAGGAACCUGACUUGGAUCAUUACAGUGUUAUUAUCAUGGAUGAAGCUCACGAACGUUCUUUACAAACAGAUGUUUUAAUGGGAUUUUCUAUCUCAAAGACGCGACAUAAGUUUUCUGCAUUCUUUGGAAAUUGUCCAACUUUUACAAUACCUGGACGUACUUUUCCAGUAGAAGUAAUGUUUAGUAAGAGUGCCUGUGAAGAUUAUGUAGAUAGUGCAGUAAAACAAGUUUUGGCAAUCCAUCUCGGACAUCCAGCAGGCGAUAUUUUGGUUUUUAUGACUGGUCAGGAAGAUAUCGAAAUAACAUGCAAAGUGAUAGCAGAACGCUUAUCACAAUUGGAUAAUCCGCCAGAGCUAGCGAUUCUUCCAAUCUACUCUCAAUUACCCGCUGAUUUACAAGCCAGAAUUUUUGAAAAAGCUCCUGAUAAUGCUAGAAAAGUGAUUGUUGCCACAAAUAUUGCAGAGACCUCAUUAACUGUCGAUGGUAUUAUGUAUGUUGUUGAUACUGGAUAUAAUAAACUUAAAGUUUUUAAUCCUAAAAUUGGUAUGGACUCCUUGCAAAUUACGCCAAUUAGCCAAGCUAAUGCGAACCAAAGAUCUGGUCGCGCCGGGCGUACAGGUGCAGGAACAUGUUAUCGACUAUAUACUGAACAAGCCUACCAUCACGAAAUGUUUAUGAAUACUAUACCCGAAAUUCAACGUACGAAUCUUGCAAAUGUUGUACUUCUGUUGAAGUCUUUAGGAGUAAAGAAUUUGUUAGAUUUUGAUUUCAUGGACCCUCCGCCACAAGAUAAUAUUUUGAAUUCGAUGUAUCAACUAUGGGUUUUAGGUGCAUUAGAUAAUACUGGUGAAUUAACACCUCUUGGUCGCAGAAUGGUCGAAUUUCCUUUAGAUCCUUCAUUAUCCAAGAUGCUGAUAGUAUCAGAAGAGUUAGGGUGUACGGCAGAAAUUCUAACGAUCGUUUCUAUGCUUUCAGUUCCCUCUGUGUUUUAUAGACCAAAGGAACGACAGGAUGAAAGUGAUGCAGCCAGAGAAAAGUUCUUUGUUCCCGAAAGUGAUCAUUUGACCCUUUUGCAUGUAUACACUCAAUGGAAAUCUCAUGGUUUUCGUGAUGAAUGGUGUAGUAAACAUUACAUACACUCCAAAGCUAUGAGGAAAGCACAAGAAGUUCGUUCUCAAUUAAUGGAUAUCAUGAAAGCCGAAAAGAUGGCUAUAGUAUCUUGUGGAACAGAUUGGGAUGUUGUCCGAAAAUGUAUUUGUUCAGCAUAUUUCCACCAAGCUGCAAGAGUCAAAGGAAUCGGAGAAUACGUUAAUUGUCGUACGGGCAUGCCUUGUCAUCUUCAUCCAACAAGUGCACUGUAUGGUUUGGGUUAUACCCCAGAUUACAUUGUCUAUCAUGAACUUGUGAUGACUUCCAAAGAAUAUAUGCAGUGUGUGACUGCUGUUGAUCCUUAUUGGCUAGCGGAAAUGGGACCCAUGUUUUAUUCAAUCAAAGAGAAAAACUUCACACAAAAGGAAAAACGAGCUGCAAACAAAUCAGAGAUGGCCAAAAUGACAAUGGAAAUGCAAAUUAAGAUGGCUCGAGAACAAGAAGAAACACAAGCCAAAGAGCAAUCAACUUCAAAAUCAAAAGGAACACGUAUAAUUAUUCCAGGUAAAAGAGAACCUGGGGCCUUACCAAGAAAAAGAGGUUUGGGUAUUUGA
Messenger RNA from Diversispora eburnea, 3846 nucleotides. The record is from the annotation of a GenBank genome assembly. Lineage: Eukaryota; Fungi; Glomeromycota; Glomeromycetes; Diversisporales; Diversisporaceae.